GACCGGAAGUAAAUAAAGUGUCUUCCCGCGCUGCUGCACCGUUUUCAAAAAGAAAGGCACUUAUGCAGUUAUUUAACGACAUGGACGAGCUUUAUCUGGACAACAUCGACGAAUUCGUCAACGACCACAAUAAGAUCGUGACCUACAAAUGGCUCAGUUUAACUCUAGGAGUCCAUGUCAACACAGCAAAACAAAUGCUCUUUCACUACUUGGACAACAAGAGGAACGAAAGCUCUGCUCAGCUCCACGCUACGUACUUGGUGUCGGGAAAGUGUGUGGACAAUGGUCAUGCGAGUCACAAAGUCUCUGUGGUGCGUGAGGACCAGCUGGAAGAUUUUAAAUCUAAGAUGAGUUUGAUUGUGAGCGUUCACGUGUACAGUGUUCAAAAAGCUUUGCUAAAAGACAGCGGCCCACUCUAUGCUGUCGAUUACGACGCCGUCAAAGACAACCUGCUUAGCUGCAGCAAGUACAGUGCAAUUCGAUGUCCCGACGCCGUGCCCGUGUCCUCCCUGGAGCGGAAGCACGUGCAAGAGACACAGCAGGAAUCUCAGACAGAGCAUGAGAGCAAAAAGUCUUCCACCAACGGCAACGUGGCUUCCAAAGCGGCCGCCAAACCGGCCAAAGGCAUCAUGGGGAUGUUCGCUAGCAAAGGAACUGCGGUUAAGAGCCAAAAUGGUGGCAAAGACGUGAAAUCAGAAGCUCUGGAGGAAGCGGCUGAGGUCAGUUUGUCCAAAACCAAAGCAAAGUCCAAUGCCGUCAGUAACUUCUUCGGCAAUCAAAGCACAAAAAAAAAGGACAAAACGGUGAUUAAGACGGAGAAAGAAGAGGAGGUAGAAGCUCCAGCGCCAUCCCCAGUGGAGCAGCCAAGCUCAAGUUUUCAGCCGGAGGAGCAGCAGCAAGAUGCAGUGACAGUGGAGCCUCCAAAGCACAACAAGAACAUCUCAAGAAGCAAAACCAAGCGACUGGAGAGUUCUGACAGCGAGGAGGAAAAGAUGGAGAACAAGAAGAAGAGAAGACGGAUCAAGAAGCCUGCGCCCGACAGCAGUGAUGAAGACGUCAUUCCAGAUUCUCCACAACCAACAGAAGCUAGAGAAACAUCAACGGCUCCCACCAAGGCGCUCAAACCUGUUCCAAAUCCGGGAGAAUCUCAGACAAAGAUACGCAAGCGGAGACGUGUCCUCAAGUCUCGGACCUUCGUGGACGAUGAAGGCUGCAUCGUGACUGAGAAAGCCUACGAAAGCGAGUCAUACUCUGAAAACGAAGACUCCGCUCCUGCCACCGCCUCCAAACAAACGACCACAAAUCCAGUCAGGCCAAAAGCGAGCAGCAAAGACGACGAAAGGAAAAAUCAGAAAAAAUUGUCUGCAAACGCCAGCAAAGGAUCUAAACAGGUGUCCAUUAUGGGAUUUUUCCAGAAGAAAUGAUGGCCAGGUGAUGAUUAUAAAACACAAACAAACUGUUGCAGCCACUUAAUAAACACUGAUGGAAAACACUCAUAUUUUACCUUAUUUUAGCAGUAACAAUGACUCUACUUAAAUGACACAACAUACAGAAAUAUAGUAUUCAUUGUCACCCUAAUUCCAACCUGAAAGCAAAUGGAUUCCAUUCUAAAGUCCUUUCUCUGACGUGGAUUUUAAAUGAAUGUCAGUGAGUGAAGGGUGGAGGCUGCAUCUGAAGACUCAUGGAAAGAAACCAUAAAAUAACGAAGGAUCACCACAAAAACAGUACAUUUAGACACUUAUUUUGUUGUAUCUACUUAGACAAGCCAAUGCAGGCCUUUUAUAAGCACUUUUUGGCUUAUUUUUGCGGCAAACUGAUAUUGCAGAUUGAAAAGAAGUACAAACCCCGUUUCCAUAUGCGUUGGGAAAUUGUGUUAUAUGUAAAUAUAAACGGAAUACAAUGAUUUGCAAAUCCUUUUCAACCCAUAUUCAAUUGAAUGCACUACAAAGACAAGAUAUUUGAUGUUCAAACUGAUAAAAAAAUUUUUUUUGCAAAUAAUCAUUAACUCUAGAAUUUGAUGCCAGCAACACGUGACAAAGAAGUUGGGAAAGGUGGCAAUAAAUACUGAUUAAGUUGAGAAAAACUCAUCAAACACCUAUUUGGAACAUCCCACGGGUGUGCAGGCUAAUUGGGAACAAGUGGGUGCCAUGAUUGGGUAUAAAAGCAGCUUCCAUGAAAUGCUAAGUAAUUCACAAACAAAGAAGGGGCGAGGGUAACCAAUUUGUAAGCAAAUUGUCGAAAAGUUUUAGAACAACAUUUCUCAACGAGCUAUUGCAAGGAAUUUAGAGAUUUUACCAUCUACGGUCCGUAAAAUUAUCAUAAGGUUCAGAGAAUCUGGAGAAAACACUGCAGGUAAGUGAUGAUAUUACAGACCUUUGAUCCCUCAGGCCGUACCACAUCAAAAACCGACAUCAGUGUGUAAAGGAUAUCAACACAUAGGCCCAGGAACACUUCAGAAAACCACUGUCAGCAACUACAGUUGGUCGCUACAUCUGUAAAUGCAAGUUAAAACUCUACUAUGCAAUGCGAAUGCCAUUUAUCAACAACACCGAGGAACGUCGCCGGCUUGGCUGGGCCUGAGCUCAUUUAAGAUGGACUGAUGCAAAGUGGAAAAGUGUUCUGUGGUCUGACGAGUCCACAUUUCAAAUUAUAUUUGGUAACUGUGGACGAGGUGUUCUCCGGAACAAAGAGGAAAAUAACCAUCCGGAUUGUUAUAGGCGCAAAGUUCAAAAGCCAGCAUCUGUGAUGGUAUGGGGGUGUAUUAGUGCCCAAGGCAUGCGUAACUUACACAUCUGUGAAGGCACCAUUAUGCUGAAUAGUCCAUACAGGUUUUGGAGCAACAUAUGUUGUCAUCCUACCAACAUUAUCAUGGACGCCCCUGCUUAUUUCAGCAAAACAAUGCCAAGCCACGUGUUACAACAGCGUGGCUUCGUAGUACUUUCCUGGCCCGCCUGCAGUCCGGACCUGUCUCCCAUCGAAAAUGUGUGGCGCAUUAUGAAGCGUAAAAUACGACAACAAGACUGUUGAACAAAUUAAGCUGUACAUUAAGCAAGAAUGGUAAAGAAUUCCACUUUCAAAGCUUCAACAAUUAGUUUCCUCAGUUCCCAAAGAUUUAUUGAGUGUUGGUAAAAGAAAAUGUGAUCUAACACAGUGGUUGAACAUGCCCUUUCCCAACUACUUUGGCACGUGUUGCAGCCAUGAAAUUCUAAGUUAAUUUUUAUUUGCAAAAAAAAAAAAAAGUUUAUAAGUUUGAACAUCAAAUAUCUUGUCUUUGUAGUGCAUUCAAUUGAAUAUGGGUUGAAAAGGAUUUGCAAAUCAUUGUAUUCUGUUUAUAUUUACAUCUAACACAAUUUCCCAACUCAUAUGGAAACGGGGUUUGUAAAAUGAGCCCUUUUUUUUUUUUUUUAUAAUAACCACUGCAGGUCUUAGGGGAGUGCUGGCUUGACCCUGUGAGCUCACAGCAGCGCCACACCCUCUUAACAAGCACGCAAAGUGGGCCGGUAGAACUGGUCUUUCCCAUAAAGGAGGAUACUCUGACUGAGGAGGAAAAUGAUCUCCUCAGCGGGGUGUUUUUUUUUUUUUUUUUUAGUUUGUCUCACAUAGAACUGUCUUUGCAGCUGAGUCAGACGCCGCGGAAACAUAAUCGUUUGACUACAAUAGCUCCAGUGUUCCUGAUGUUUCACGUCGUUGCCACUCUGUGUGGAUCCUCCCUAAUCACAUGAAGAAAAAAAAAACAUUUCUUGAAUGACACCUCAUUUCACAAAUAUUGACAUGUUGCAUCCUAGAGUUUAAGGCGUCAAUAAUUAUGUUUCAAUUACGCAAACAAGCCUAGAUUAAAGGGGAAAAGACGACAUGUACAAUUGUAUGGUUGAAAUGCAUAUGGAAUAAAAUGGACUUGGAAUAUU
Messenger RNA from Nerophis ophidion (straightnose pipefish), 3905 nucleotides. RefSeq names its product polymerase (DNA-directed), delta 3, accessory subunit (gene pold3). Gene Ontology annotation, biological process: nucleotide-excision repair, DNA gap filling; DNA strand elongation involved in DNA replication; DNA synthesis involved in UV-damage excision repair. Gene Ontology annotation, molecular function: DNA-directed DNA polymerase activity. The transcript has 12 exons. The coding region runs from base 63 to 1424 and encodes 453 amino acids. Lineage: Eukaryota; Metazoa; Chordata; Actinopteri; Syngnathiformes; Syngnathidae. Gene Ontology annotation, cellular component: nucleus; delta DNA polymerase complex. The record is from RefSeq and is a predicted model, not a curated record.